Closterium sp. Naga37s-1 is the source of this 7563-nucleotide messenger RNA. Lineage: Eukaryota; Viridiplantae; Streptophyta; Zygnematophyceae; Desmidiales; Closteriaceae. The record is from the annotation of a GenBank genome assembly.
AUGGCGGCGUCGCACGGAUCGACGGCUCUCCUUCAUCGGCGCCUCGUAGACACGGCUUCUCUCGCUUCCGGAUCCUCCUCGCUCUUCGUUCCCUCGUUGGAUCCUAGCUUCUCCCCGUCGUUAGCGCACCGUCAUCAACGCUCGUCCGUCGAUUUCCCCUCAGAUCAACAACUAGAUCGCCUCGUGCCAGCUGGCACCAGAGCCGCCGCUGAAUGCGGCAGCAGCCGUGGCGCCAGAGCGGGCAUAUGCCAUGCCGUUGCAAGCGGCGGGAGCGACGGCGGCAGCAGCGGAGGUGCGAACUACGCGCGGAGCUGGCGAAACAGGGGCGAGGGCGCGCGGGCUCUGGUGACUAUAGCGCGGGUGGGGAUUUCGAUGGCAGGGCUAUCGCUUGGUGGUUCUUAUAGCGGGGGCUCGGGGUCCAUAUCAGGCAGUGGGGAGGCGCAGCAGGGAUGGCAGCAGCAGCGCCGACCGCAGCAGCAGCAGCAGCAGCAAAGGCCGGGGGGAAGGCGCGGGGUUCUCCCGCAAAGGCGGCCAUCGGCGGAGCUGUUGUCGGAGGAACGGCGGAAGAAGGAGGUGGAGCGCGCAAUGCGCGAGGCUCGGGGGAAAGGGGGUGCGGAGGGUCUGGCGGAGGCGUUGCAGAUAGAGCCGCCGGCGCAGCCGCAAUGGCCGUUUUGGCGGAAGAAGCGGGAGUCGAGCUCCGGUGAGGCGCGCAUGCUGACGCGACGGAUCGUGGAGCUGGGGAAACGGCGACAGCUGGACCAGGUGUUUCAACUCCUGGAGGACGCGAAGCGCAGCAAGAAAAUGGUGAACAUGAUCACAAUGAAUGCGGCCAUGGCGGCGUGCGUGAACUGCGGCGACAUCGACCGCGCGCUCGACCUCUUCGACGACAUGACGGCGGACGGCGGCACGGGCGUCGACUCCAUCACCUACGGCACGCUGCUCAAGGGUCUAGGUCGUGCAAAGCGGUUGGACGACGCAUUCGAGGUGUUGGAGGCGAUGGAGGACGGCACGGCGCCGGGGCGGCCGGAGCUGACGGCGGUGCACCUCAACACGCUCGUGAACGCGUGCGCGGACGCGGGGGACGCUCGGCGCGCCAUGAGCGUCGUGCAGCGCUACAAGCGCGCCUUCUCGGGGGCUAUCGGGCCGUCCGCGUUUACUUACAACCUGCUGCUCAAGGGCUACGCGCGGUCGGACAAUCCUUUAGAAGCGCUCAGCGUAGCAGAGGAGAUGCACCUGCAGGGGCUGCAGUGGGAGCGCGUCACCUUCAACUGCCUCAUCCUCGCCUGUGUGCGCGCUGGUGACAUGGACCGCGCACUCGACCUCCUGCAAGACAUGAAGGCAGAGGCAUUGAGGAGGGGCGAUGACGACGUGCUGCCAGACGCCGUCACUUACACCACCAUCAUCAAGGGUCUAUCAGAGGAGGGCGACCUAGAGGCGUUGAGGGACGUGGUGGCGGAUAUGAAGCGCGCCAGCUGUGUGCGCAGCCCUGCCGGCCCCUCCUCCCUCCCGCACUGCCACACGCUGCUCGCGGCUGAUGGGCCUUCUGGUGUGGCGGCUGCUGGGGUGGAAGAGGGCGUGAGCAGCCCUGCCAGCGCCGUGACUAGCAGCAGUGGCGUGGCUGAUAGCAGCAGCAGCAGCAGCGGGGGUGGGGCGAGCAGCAAUCCGCUGGUGAUGGACCGAGUGGCCUACACGGCCAUCAUCGAUGCCUUCAUUUCUGUCGGCUCGCCUGAGGACGCGCUGCAGUGCAUGGCGGAACUAGAGGAGCUGGGGAGAGCGGACCGCUCAAUGCGGCCGCGGGCGCACGUCUUCCUCUCCCUCAUGCGCUCCCUCGCUGCUGCCGGCGACCUGCCGUCCACGCAGCAGCUCGCCGCCCGCCUGGUGCGCGACGCGGGCGGCAGAGUGUGGCCGGAGGAGCGGGCGGAGGCGGCAGAGCUGGUGCUGGAGGCGGCCACCCGGGCGGGCGAGAUGGGCGUGGCAGCGCGGAUGCUGGACCAGAUGGAGGCCAUGCACGGCCACCAGCUGCGCAUGUCCCUGCGCGGCAUGCAGGCGGUGGUGCAGCUGAUGGCAGCAACGGGGGCGGGCUUUGAGCGCUUCACGCCCAUCGGCAUCAGACAAGAGCUGUCGCUGCGUGAUACGGUGCAGUCUGUCAUGGUUCCCCUGGCUGACGUGGCAGUGGCCCACCCUGACCAGUCACUGGUGGAGCUGAGGUCAGCACGGCCAGAUCUGAUGCCUGCUGACGUCAUCCCGGUGAUCAACGGUGCUGAUGAAUGCGUGGGCGUGCUGAGAGUACCAAACCAUGCCAUGGACCCUGUGACCCUCAUCUCUCACCUCAUGCUGCCCCCCCCGCCCUCGCUCUCCUGCCUCUCCACCAUCUCUGAAGCUGCUCUCCUCCUCUUCUCCCUUUCACCCUUCCCACCUGUCUCUCUCCCCCAACCACAGGAUCCUACAACCCUCGUCUCGCACCUCAUGCUGCCCCCCCCGCCCUCGCUCUCCUGCCUCUCCACCAUCUCGGAAGCUGCUCUCCUCCUCUCCUCGCGCCGCACUCCCCUGGCGGCGGUGGUGGCGGGCAGUGCACGCAUGCGCUACGGGCUCGCCAAGGAGGCUGCACAGAGGAGCGCGGGGGAGGAGCGGCGCGUGGUGGGGUUUGUGCGUGCUGAGGCCGUGUUCGAGGGGCAUGGCGGGUGCUGGUGGCACUCUAGGGAGCAGAGGGAGGGUGGGGAGGAUGUUGCUGCUGUGGAGAGUGGUGAUGUGCCGCUUGGUGAAGCUGAGGGUGCGGGUUUUGGUGCCAGGACUGAAGACAGCAGCAGUGAUUCCGACUCCCUUGUGGCCCUCGCCCUGCUCUCUGCACCAUUCCUCGCGGCCCUUGCAUCCCCCCUCACACCCUGCCCAGCCACACGACUUCGCCUCGCCCCACCAACGGCCACUGCAGCCACGCUCUCUGCCUCCCCCGACUCCCAACGGACCAAUCAGAAAGAAUCUUCUGCCGCUGCUGCUUCCAGCAGCACAAGUUAUGAGACCAGUGCUAAUGCUGCUGGUGAUGCUGCCGCUGGUGCUCCUACUGAUGGUGCUGUUGACAUUGGAACCCUCAACUCCACCAGCACCACCGCCACCCCUGCCACCUCUGCUACCGCCUCCCCCUCCACCCGCCCAUCCCCACCUCACUCCACCGCAUCCCUUCCCUUAGCCGCCGCAUCCCCCAACCUAGCGUCCAUGUGGCAGCGCGUGAUUGGCUCCACGUCCGAGUGGGUUCCCCGGCCGGUCACCGGACAGAUAGGCCUGCAGGUGGGGCCGCCUGCGCCCCUCUUCACUCUCCCUGAAACCCAAACCCACGCCGAGAGCUCCCAGAGCUUAUGGGGGGGGGAUCUCAGCUCCUCUGACUCAUCUCUCAGUGCGCAGGACUGGCAGCAGCAGGGGCAGUGGCGGGGGGAGACGGGCAUGGGGGUGCUGCUGUCGCCGGGGGGGCCGUGGGGGCGGGUGGUGAGGGAGUGGCGGUGGGCGCGCGUGCAGUACCUGUGGGACGUGCUGCUGGAGCGACAUCCUAUUGUGUACAUCAUGCUGCUCAUGACCAUGUGCACCACACUCGUCUUCCUGGGAGGAUUCCUCUUCCACACCUUCCGGCAGCGCAAGAGUCUGGGCGAGGACAUGUGGGACGCGUGGUCCGCCCUCGUGUCGUCCAGCUCGCACCUUAAGGAGAGCACGCAGGAGGGGAGGGUGAUAGGCAUCAUGCUCACGCUGGGGGGGCUCUUCUUCUACUCGCUGCUCACCUCCACCAUGACUGCCCAGUUCAAGCUGCGCAUGGAGUGGCUGAGGGAAGGCGCUCACUCGCAGGUGAUGGAGCGGGAUCACAUAGUGAUCGGGGGAAUCAACAACCGCCUCGCCACGCUGCUGCGCCAGCUCAGCAAGAGCCAGCACUUUGCGGUGCAGGACGGCUCUGCUGUAACCAGCACUUUGCCGUGCAGGAUGGCUCUGCAGUCACCAGGUGGGCAGGGGAGGAGUUCUUGUGGUGAUGCUGGGAUGCUGCUAUGGGCGAGAGCCAGCAGCACUGCGGCAGGACAGUCACAAGCAGCACUGCUGCCAUGCCAUGCCAUUUUUGUGCCGCAUGCCCUUUGCCUCCUCACUCCACCGCCUGCCCACCAGGAAGCGCACAGUGCUGCUGCUGGAAGAACCAUCAUAUUCCCCCCUGCCUCUCUUUCACCACCGUCCCUGUUCUCCCUUCCCUUGCCCAAUUCCUUCUCCCCAUUUCACCUGCCUGCCUACCAGGAAGUGCACGGUGCUGCUGCUGACGGAGCUGCCGCGCAAGGAGGCGGAGAAGAUCGUGUCGCCGAAGCGCACGGUGCUGCUGCUGACGGAGCUGCCGCGCAAGGAGGCGGAGAAGAUCGUCUCGCCAUACCUCAAGGACUGCCCGCACAGUGGUGCUGCUCACAGAAGCAUCAUAUUCCCCCCUGCCUCUCUUUCAACACACCACCGCCCCUGUUCUCCCUUCGCUUUGGUCCCCCCCCCUCCACCUACCUAUCUACCAGGAAGCGCACGGUGCUGCUGCUGACGGAGUUACCGCGCAAGGAGACAGAGAAGAUAGUCUCGCCUUACCUCAAGGACUGCCGGCACAGUGCUGCUGCUGACACAACCAUCAUCCUUCCCUCUGCCUCUGCUUCACCACCAUUCCCUUCUCCCGCCUCCAAUUCCACCAGGAAGCGCACAGUGCUGCUGCUGACGGAGUUACCACGGAAGGAGACAGAGAAGAUAGUGUCGCCUUACCUCAAGGACUGCCAGCACAUCAACCUCUUCAUUCGCAGCGGCCCGCUCAGCAGCACGGCGUCCUUUAAGAAGGUGGCGGCAGACAGGGCGCGCUCAGUCAUUCUGCUGGCGCCCAAGGACGACUACUACGAGGCAGAUGCAGACGUGGUCAUGUCGGUCAUAGCUCUCAAACCUCUUCUUAGAGGCUCCAACACGGGGGUGGUGGCAGAAGUGAGCAAGGGCAGCACGGGGUCGCUGCUGAGGGGCAUGGCGGAGGUGCGCGUGAGCGCCGUGGAGAAUCUCUCUGCCAAGCUCUUUGUGCAGUGCUCAAGGCAGCCCGGCCUUGUCGACGUGUACUGCAAGCUGCUGGACCACACGGACGAGGUGAUCAACGUGAGAAGCUUCCCCUCGCUUGCCGGCCUGCCCUACGGCCUCGUGCGCAGGGGAUUCCCCGAGGCGGUGUGCUGCGGCAUAGUGAGGGACGGCAAGGUGCAGUUCCACCCCAAAGAAUCCGACCCCAUGCAGCGCACCGAUAAGGGACGGCAAGGUGCAGCAAUCGAUGUAGCCUGCAUUGACCUACCAAGCGCUGAAGCACACGCACCGGCACCCGCCCCCAGCGCUCAUGCUGCAGGCAGCAGCGCAGAUAAGGCAGAAGCAGGAGAGCAGACGGGUGAUGCUGAUAGCGCUGAAGCACACUCAUCGCUACCCCCUACCAGCACUCAUGAUGCAAGCAGCAGCGCAGAUAAGGCAGAAGCAGGAGAGCAGACGGCGCUGAAGCACACUCAUCGCUACCCCCCUCCAGCACUCAUGAUGCAAGCAGCACAGAUAAGGCAGAAGCAGGAGAGCGGCCGGGGGGGGAGGGAGGGGCGCGGGGGCGGGGGGAGUGAGGGAAUGGUGCGAGUGCACAGGGACUCGGCGCUAAAGACAAGAGAUGCCGGCCAGUUCAAGCCCAACGAGCCGGCGGCACGAGCGGAGCGCAUGGUGAUGCUGGGGUGGAGGACGGGCGUGCCGGACAUGAUCCGCGAGUUUGACGACUAUCCGAAUGAGCCAGCGGCACGAGCGGAGCGCAUGGUGAUGCUUGGAUGGAGGACGGGCGUGCCGGACAUGAUCCGCGAGUUUGACGACUACGUGGGGCCGGGCAGCGAGUUGGUCAUUCUGGCGGAGGAGAGUUUGGAAGAGCGGGAGAGGCAGCUGGCGAGAAUGCUCAGGACGCCCCUGAGGAACCUUACGGUCGUGCACAAGGUGGGCAACCCCAUGAGUCGCACGGAUCUGACAGACGCCAUCCUGGACCUGGGCAGUGUGUUCCACCCCUUUGUGUCCGCCGGCGGUGACAUGUUCUUUGACAACGUGCCCUUCUCCAUUAUUGUUGUUUCCGACCGCUCCUGGCACCACGGAGAGCGCACCAAGCCGGACAAGCAGUCGCUGUACUCGCUGCUGCUGGCAGAAUCGGUGUGCCGUGCCAACAAGAUAAAGGUGCAAUCUCUGAACGCAGAGCUGGAGGACAACCGACUUGGCCGCGAGGUGGUGGGCAGCCAUCCAUCUCUCACCUACAUCGGCACGUCCGACCUCAUGGGGCUAGUCACCUCGCAAGUCACGGAGCAUGCGGAGCUGAAUGCCAUCUGGACAGAGCUGCUCAACUCAUGGGGGGACGAGAUCUACGUCAAGGAUGCGUCCCUGUAUGUGAGUGGGGAAGAGAGCCCUACAUUCAACGAGCUGGCGGAGAGGGCGGUGCAGCGGGGGGAGGUGGCAAUAGGUCCCGGGGAGACCCCAACCUUCAACGAGCUGGCAGAGAGGGCAGUGCAGCGGGGGGAGGUGGCGAUCGGGUAUCGGCUCAGCGACACCACAGUCAUCAACCCGUGCCCCAAGGACGUGCCGCUUGAGUUCGGCCCGGAGGACAGCCUCAUUCUCAAAAGCUCCACGUGCGCUCCUCAUCACUGCGCGCCGAGUUCCUUCUCUCUCCCCCUCUCCCACUCCAUUCCCCCGUCCGCGCGCGUUACCUUGACUCUAUCGCCCCUCCCUCACCCCGUCCGCCUUUCCCGUUCCCCUCCGCCGCUCGCAGUGACUCUAUCGCGCGUGACAAAGAAGGGGCGCGAGCAGAAGGAGUCGCUAGUGGAGGCGGUGCGGGCGGCAGUAGAGGAAUAUUCGGACGUGUACGUGUUCGAGUUCGACAACAUGCGCAACACGAAGCUCAAGGAAUUGCGAGACGAGCUCAAAGGCUCAUGCCGGUUCUUCCUGGGGGCGAACAAGGUGCUGCAGGUGGCGCUGGGGAGGGACAAGGCCACGGAGCAGAGGGAGGGGCUGCACCGGUGCAGUGAGCUGAUAGAGGGUCACCGAGGGCUGCUCUUCACAUCGCUGCCCAAGGAGCAGGUGGAGAAGCGGUUCCAUGAGCUGGCGGAGCCGGACUUUGCGCGCACGGGCAGCAUCGCCACCAGCACAGUGGAGCUCCCUGAGGGUCCCCUCACCCAGUUCAGCCAUGACAUGGAGCCGUUCCUGCGCAAGCAGGGCAUGCCCGUGCGCCUUAACAGAGGAGUGAUUGAUCUGGUGGCUGAAUUCACAGUGUGCAGAGAGGGCCAACCGCUCUCCCCCGAAGCUGCCACCAUUUUGCGGCUACUGGGAGAAAAGAUGGCAGUCUUUCGGCUGCAUCUGCUGGCGCGCUGGACGGACGGCUCCUUUGAGCUGUUGCCAGCUGGCGAGGCGGCAGCCAAGGCGGGCAGUGGAAAGGGCAGGAAGGGAGGGUUCGUGGAAGGGUUUGUGGAGUCUGAUGAGGGGAGUGAGGAGGAGGAAGGUGAAGAGGAGGAAGGGGGUGGUGAGGAAGAGGCUGCUGCUUAG